This is a messenger RNA of Prorocentrum cordatum, 1416 nucleotides long. The record is from the annotation of a GenBank genome assembly. Lineage: Eukaryota; Dinophyceae; Prorocentrales; Prorocentraceae.
AUGUGGCCCGCGGCGUUCCCCUGUGACAUCGGGUUCAGUGACAGCAACCAGAAGGACCUCUCCUUGGAAGAUGCUCCCGACGGCACGGCGUUGCUUCGGCCACCCCACGCCGCCGCAGCUCCUGGCGCUGCCCCGCUCGAGAUCUCCGCGCACGGCCCCUCUCGGGGGCCCACCCUGGCUGGGUUCCAGGAGCUGCGCUCGGCCGCGGUGACGAGAACCUGCAACGGCGCGUCUCCUCCCGGGGACGCCUCCGCGGCCUCCGCUCCGCUCCGCUCCGCUCCGCUGCGCUGCGCUGCGGCGGGCACGCAGGCCGCCGCGAUCCCCGCGGCCGCCGCCGGCGAGUCGCCAGCGCAGAACGCGUCCGCGGCAGCGGUCACCUCGGCGUCCGCGGCAGCGGUCAACUCGACCGCGCUGGCGUCGACGACCUCCGCCGCCGUGCACCUCGCGCCGUCGACGACCUCCACCGCCCUCACUACGAGCACCAGCACCAGCACCAGCACCUCCGUCUCGACGCGGGAGCAGGGGACGCUGUUUUGCUGGGCGCUCAUGCUGCCGUCUGGCUACGAGCGCGGCCUCAUGGAGGCCCUGGCGGCCAAGGACGUCAGCAUCUUCGCGUGCGACAACUACGCCGUCUAUAGCGACGGCAAGUUUGAGCUGCGAGGUGGCGACAAGUCCAAGCGCAUAGAAACGGAGGACGUCGGGGACCUGACGGUGGAGUACGGCGGGCCGUACAACAACGCCCUCAACAGCCCGGCCCCUUCCCUGAGCACGCACUCGUACCAGACGUGUAGGCAAACGGGGCGUUUCACGUUGGAGAGGGAUAGUUGCAGGACCAGCUGGAGCCGAGGCGGAAGCGUCAUAGCGCCCAGUGUCGCGGUCAGGCGCGCGAGCAAGCUGCACUGCUUUGCGAUGUUCUCUGAGGAAACGACCGGCGUGAUCGGCAUGAUCGACCUGCUCAUCAAGGAUCUGGACAAGGAGAUGACCGAAGCAGAGGCCCAGGAGGAGAACGACCAAAAGGAGUACGAAGAAAUGAUGAAGGACAGCGCGGACAAGCGUGCCGCAGCCAGCAAGCACAUCACCGCGAAGAGGAGCGCCAAGGCGUCCAUGGAGGCCGACCUCCAGAUGGCGAAGGAGCAGCACGUCUCGACCGGCAAGGAGCUGAUGGCCACCGCGAAGUUCAUCUCCUCUCUGCACGCCGAGUGCGAUUGGCUGAUGAAGUAUUCGGACGUGAGAAAGGAGGCCCGCGCGAGCGAGCUGGACGCGCUGAAGAACGCCAAGGCGGUGCUCAGCGGCGCCGACUUCUCGCUGGUGCAGACGGCGAAGUCGGGGCUCCGCGGGCGGUAGCCGCGCGGGCCGCGGCCGCGGCCUCCGCGGACGUUAAUCAGCUGCCCCCUCGCCGUGCAGCGCGCGUUCGCC